Raphanus sativus (radish) is the source of this 2111-nucleotide messenger RNA. Its product is annotated as methionine--tRNA ligase, chloroplastic/mitochondrial. The transcript is spliced from 10 exons. The record is from RefSeq and is a predicted model, not a curated record. Bases 139 to 1971 code for a protein of 610 amino acids. Lineage: Eukaryota; Viridiplantae; Streptophyta; Magnoliopsida; Brassicales; Brassicaceae. Gene Ontology annotation, biological process: methionyl-tRNA aminoacylation. Gene Ontology annotation, molecular function: methionine-tRNA ligase activity; ATP binding. Gene Ontology annotation, cellular component: mitochondrion; chloroplast stroma.
AUAUUUACUCAACUGAACCGGUUUUGUUGCUUUGAUACCCGAUAAAAACCGAACCAAGACCUAAAUUACGCCUCGAAACCCCUUGUCCCCCUCCUAUCUCUUCAUCCUCCGCUUCUCCGGCGAAGGUCUUGCUCACCAAUGGCGGCGAGGCUGAACUCUUCGUUUCACAACGCCCUCUCCUUCUUAAACCCAUUCAACACUCCGCUCAGCAAGAAACCAUUCUCUUCGAGAAACAGCUUCAGAUUCUCCAAAAAGCUCGCUUCUUCCCCGACGAGGAGAGCUCUCUACUCUACUUCCACCCUCGGAAGCCAUGAAAACGCCGACACUUUCGUCCUCACAACUCCUCUCUAUUACGUAAAUGCCCCUCCCCACAUGGGCAGUGCCUACACCACCAUCGCCGCCGAUUCAAUCGCCCGUUUCCAGAGGCUGCUUGGGAAGAAGGUUAUCUUUAUCACGGGAACAGAUGAGCACGGUGAGAAGAUAGCUACUUCAGCAGCUGCGAACGGACGCAACCCUGCUGAGCAUUGUGAUCUCAUUUCUCAAUCUUAUCGAACUCUUUGGAAAGAACUCGAUAUUGCUUAUGAUAAGUUCGUUAGAACCACUGAUCCUAAGCAUGAAGCUAUCGUGAAAGAGUUCUAUGAACGUGUUUUCGCCAACGGUGAUAUAUACAGAGCUGAUUAUGAAGGGCUUUACUGUGUUAACUGUGAGGAAUAUAAGGAUGAGAAAGAGCUGCUUGAAAACAAUUGUUGCCCUGUUCAUCAAAUGCCAUGUGUUGCAAGGAAAGAAGAUAACUACUUCUUUGCUCUAUCCAAAUAUCAGAAACCUCUUGAGGAAGUUUUGUCUCAGAAUCCUCGUUUUGUGCAGCCUCCUUACCGUCUAAACGAGGUGCAAACUUGGAUAAAGAGUGGAUUAAGGGAUUUUUCAAUUUCUCGAGCAUUAGUAGAUUGGGGGAUUCCUGUUCCUAAUGAUGAUAAGCAAACCAUAUAUGUUUGGUUUGACGCUCUACUAGGUUACAUAUCAGCUCUAACAGAGGACAAUGAGCAACAAAAUCUUGACACUGCUGUUUCAUUAGGAUGGCCUGCUUCAUUGCAUUUGAUCGGAAAGGAUAUUCUAAGAUUUCACGCUGUCUAUUGGCCUGCUAUGCUAAUGUCUGCUGGUCUGAACCUUCCAAAGAUGGUGUUUGGCCAUGGAUUUCUCACAAAGGAUGGAAUGAAGAUGGGGAAAUCGUUGGGGAACACUCUAGAACCUUUUGAGCUGGUUCAGAAAUUUGGACCAGAUGCUGUCAGGUACUUCUUCAUCCGGGAGGUUGAGUUUGGAAACGAUGGGGACUACUCAGAAGACCGUUUUAUAAAAAUUGUCAAUGCACAUCUCGCCAACACUAUAGGAAACCUCCUUAACCGUACUCUUGGCCUUCUUAAAAAGAACUGUGAGUCCACUUUAGUAGUAGAUUCCACUAUUGCAGCUGAAGGAGUUUCUUUGAAAGACACAGUGGAGAAGCUGGUUGAAAAGGCACGGACAAACUAUGAGAAUCUUUCAUUAUCAACGGCGUGUGAGGCUGUGUUAGAGAUUGGGAAUGCUGGAAACUCCUACAUGGAUCAAAGAGCACCUUGGAUGCUUUUCAAACAAGGUGGUGACUCAGCAGAAGCUGCAGCCAAGGAUCUGGUGAUUAUACUCGAAGUAAUGAGAAUCAUAGCCGUGGCGUUAUCCCCAAUUGCUCCUUCCUUAAGCCUGAAGAUAUAUUCACAGCUUGGCUUCUCAGUUGAUCAGUUCAACAGCGUAACAUGGAAUGACACCAAGUGGGGAGAGCUAAAGGGAGGUCAAGUAAUGGCGCAAGCGAGUCCUGUUUUUGUAAGGAUCGAGCUGGAUGCAGCAGAGAAAGAUGAAGAGAAGAAGCCAAAGGAUAGUAAGAAAAAGGGUAAAGCUAAGGUCAAAGUAGAGCAACAGCCUCAGAUUGUAGCAGAAGAAGCUUAGUCAAUCUUGUGGUUUCGUUUUGUAGCUUGAAGCUUUAAAACCCCUUGUCAUGAUUCAAUUCUAUUCAAUGUUUCAUCAGCUUCAUCUACUACUGUAAACUGAGACUUCAUAGUUCUGAUUCAUCAAACUUUGUUAUCUUA